AUGUGUGCGGUCCGAUUGGCUGGCUCGUUCAAAUCUUCGAAGUCGCGUGGGACUAACAGGUGUCUAUUCGUUAUCGCUGCCUAUGCACCGACAAACUGUAGCGAUGACUCGGUAAAGGACGACUUCUAUCGCCAACUGAACGAACUGCCUCGCCACAGAAGAAGCUCGGACACUGUAGUGCUGUCCAGGGAUCUGAACGCUCAAGUUGGAAAAUUAUCCACAGAUGGGCUGCAUCUGGACGGCCAACAUGGUAUAGGCUCCCGCACUGAUAACGAUUUCUCGCCGACCACUGAUCGCCCCUCUCCGUGGGCUGUUCCUUUGGAUCCGCCCUCUCGCUCAGAAGCCGAACAUGAGAUCGGACCGUUGAAGUUGAACAAAGCCGCGGGACCUGAUGACCUUCCUCCAGCCCUCUUCAAAUUCGGGGGACCUGCUCUUGUGGAUGGUUUACACGAGUUACUAGUGAGACUGUGGGAGCAGGAGACUGUCCCAACCGAUUGGAGCCGCUCCGUCAUAGUCACAAUUUUCAAGGGAGCCUCACGAUCGGAAUGCGGCAGCCAUAGAGGAAUCAGUCUGAUCUCCAUCGCCUCCAAAUUGCUUGCCUCUGUCAUCCUUCGCAGACUGACUGGCACUCGUGAAAUCCAGAUUCGCCAAGAGCAAGCUGGAUUUCGUCGAGGUCGUGGCUGCAUUGACCACAUCUUCACUUUGCGUCAGUUGUUGGAGCACCGUCACAUAUAUUGGCGGCCCACCGUUGUCGUGUUCUUCGAUAUCAAAUGUGCAUUCGAUUCGGUGGAAAGACAUGCACUUUGGGGCUGUCUACUCAGGAAAGGUGUACCUGAGAAAUAUGUGAAUAUUAUCCGAGCAUUAUAUGCGCGUAGCUCGGGCAGAGUGAGGGCUUACGGCAAGUUGUCUUCGCCCUUUAAUAUCUCCAGCGGCGUGAGACAAGGAUUCCCGCUGUCACCUUUCCUCUUCAACUUCGCUAUUGACGAAGUCAUAGAAAUCGCGUUUACAGGACACGACUUAGAAGGUGUGGAUCUGCUCCCAGGAGAAUGA
Dicrocoelium dendriticum is the source of this 1050-nucleotide messenger RNA. NCBI's taxonomy places the organism in Eukaryota, Metazoa, Platyhelminthes, Trematoda, Plagiorchiida, Dicrocoeliidae. The record is from the annotation of a GenBank genome assembly.